AUGGACAGGUUUAGACAGUUGCCAAUACUUUCCUUUCUCCCAACCAAAGAUGCCGAGGCUACGAGCACUUUGGCAAAACGAUGGCUGUCUCUUUGGACAUUGGUGCCAAGACUUAACUUUGAAGAUCGCUGGGAGCGUAAUGAGGAGAUCAAUGAGUUGCACCGCAAAGUGUUGCCCUCACAUCUAGUCUCAGGGACUUUGCUAUUGAAUAAGUCACCAGUUAUAGAAAGUUUUCAUGUCAGCAAAGCUGCUGAAUGUAGCGCUUCCGAGAUUGAUUUCUGGGUUAGGGUUGCAGUUAAUCGUAAUCUGCGUGAUCUGAAGAUAAGUUUUGUUGAUGGUGUUCAUUGCCUUAUAAGAUUGCCGAGCAGGCUGUUUAGCUGUGAAACACUUGAGACACUGGAACUUCAAAAUGUGGUAUUUUUUGUUUUCUUAACUGUCGUCUCUGUUUUCCUCUUGUUCAACAUAGUUCAUCUCGCAAAGCUUGUUGGUGAGAUAACAUCUUUUGUAAUCUUCCUGAUAUUCUUCGAAGCCUCUAGUUUCCUAGACGCACAUCUUUGGUAA
Molecule: messenger RNA, 561 nt
Organism: Microthlaspi erraticum
Lineage: Eukaryota; Viridiplantae; Streptophyta; Magnoliopsida; Brassicales; Brassicaceae
Source: the annotation of a GenBank genome assembly